AUGGACACUGGUGGUCUCGCUCAAAUGACUUACAACUCUUCCUUCAAUAAUGGCAGCUCCCUGGGCGUGCCCGGGUCUGGCUUCGCUUCACGCGGCAAAGGGUCUCACAUCAAACGCCUUAGUGUGCCUCCCCAGGUUGCCACCAUCGACGAGUCUCAGGCUUCGGCCUCGAUUUCGACACCGCGAACUAGUCGUUCUCAUCUCUUGGCUGGACUGCGUACUGCCCCAAAAUCUGCGACGAUUCCUUCUCACCAUCAACAACGAAGCGGCGUCGAGGGUUCCCGAUUUCCUAGUUUUUCGAACCGAGGAUCAGAUCGGGUUCCACAAACUGCGACUGGAGCUGGAUUCCCGCAGCAGGCGUACGCGCCGAAUCAGAACAUGAAUACGCACCGCAACUCUCAUCAACACUCGCAUCAAAAUUCGCAACACAAUCACAUGGGUUAUACCAUGCCGGAGCAGGUCCUUGCGCCUCCAGUACUCGAGAUGGCUGGUGGUGAUAUUCCCCUUGACGAGGGCAUGUAUGCGGAGUUGAUGUCAACCAACUUGUUCCUGGCUGCACAGCAACAACGCCUGCAGCAGCAGCUGAUCAGUGUUACUGCAGCAGCCCAGCAAUUCCAGAACCUCAACCUGGGAUUGUCCCUUCAGCAGCAGCAGCAACAGCAACAACACCACCACCAGCAGCAGCAUCAAUCUUCGAUGUCCAACGCCAACUUGGGUUUCUAUCAACAGCAGCUUCAGCAGGGUGUUCAACCCAUUGUUCAACCCGUCCCUGGACAGCCUGGAAUGUAUUGUGUAUUCAAUCCUCUCACUGGCCAGCAGAGUUUUGUCAUGGACAACAACUCCCAGGAUGAUGCUCCCAUUCAGUCUCACAAUGAUGCCCAAUCCUAUUACGGUCAGCAGGUGCCCCAAUUCCGUGCUGAGAUUUCUCCUCCCGCCGAUUCUGCCCAGUCUGUUAUGCAGUUCCCGCAGUCAAUUCCCCACCCUGCUAGCAGCCCAUCUCCGCCUCACGAGUCAUCUGUCAACGCACUUCGUCGGGGUCACCGCAAGAACCCCUCAUUUAACCCAAGCAUCAAGACAAACAUAGAUACUACUAAGGCGAACAUAGCCCCUGGUCCUCGGUCCGCUGCCCUUCCCCCAACCCCAGCUACUGGAACAUUUGGACCCGGUCAAGGUCGUGCUGGCGAGCACCCGAUGCGCCAACCUCGCGGACCUCCUUCGCUUGAGGAUCUUGUGGCCAAGCCAACAUCGAAACACGAGGGCAGCAAGAACUUUGCGACUCGUCAGCGACGUCGUGCAGUUCAUAACUUGGUUCGUGCGGGCAUUGAGCGCCGCGGUGAUACGCGCAGUUUUGGAUACCACAGCAGCGGCGGUACCAACACCCCUGCAAGCGAAAAGGAAUUCACCUUUUCCGAUGAUGACGCUACUGUACGUAGCGGUGGAAGCCUCUCCAGCAAGCCCAGCCUUGGCAGCCUCCGGGCGGUAGCUAACGGUGCUAUUGGCUCCGAGAGAAAGGAAAAGUCUGGCAGGGAUCGCGGUUCCCCCGAUAGUCCUUUCCACAGCGCGACCCCGACCAGCGAGGAUGGCUACUUUGGAUCCAAGUUCGUGGAUGUCAGAGGGGACUACGUCUCCUCGCCUAGUGCCAGCGGCACCUCGUCGCCCUCCGUGGCCGCUGUGGUUGCUGGACAGGGGCAGACGGCCCAGGCACCUGAGCGGCGCAAGACGCCUAUGCUGGUGCUGUCCAGUGCUGAAAAGCGCAAGACCCCUUUCAUGUAA
Molecule: messenger RNA, 1773 nt
Organism: Penicillium olsonii
Lineage: Eukaryota; Fungi; Ascomycota; Eurotiomycetes; Eurotiales; Aspergillaceae
Source: the annotation of a GenBank genome assembly